GAUGAGCAGCCUCUCCACUGGGAAGUUCGGUUGUGUACCGCUGCUCCUGCAGGGAGAAAAAAAAUACUCUAUUAUAAAAAUAGCCUGUUAACAUUCUGCCAUAGGUGGAAAGCCUGGUUAUUAUGUUUGGAAGCAUUUACGCGACGUUUUUCUGUCAAUAUUCCGUCUUUUUUGGAGGAUUUCGGCUACUUACAGAGCAAGAAGUGAAGAUUCCGCGGAAGGAUACAGAUCACUGAAAUGGGAAACAUGAUACUUCUGUUGUUUCUGCUGCUGCACCUGCCAACAGAGCUGCUGUCCAUUCAGGUGGUCGUCCCAGAGACUGAGAGGUCAACAACGCUGUUUGGCUCUGUGACAAUCCACUGCGACUACUCAACAUCAGCCAACCCUCAGGAGGUCCUCGUCUCAUGGAAGUUCAAGUCCUUUUGUAAAGAUCCGGUCUUGGAGUAUUACUCCACAGCUUAUCAGGCGGCUCUGCAGCUCGGCCAGGAUCCGGCCAAUGACUGUCCAGACAGCCAGCGAACAGUUCGCACUGUCAUCCAGAAGAGGGGAAUCAAUCAGCCAAUGCUGGGAGCAGAGUACAAAAAUCGCAGAAUCACAAUUCAGAACAAUGCAGAUUUAGUGAUAAAUGAGGUGAUGUGGUGGGAUAACGGCAUGUACUACUGCAGCAUCGAGGCUCCUGGGGACACUACGGGUGACUCGGAUCGAGAAGUCAGGCUCAUUGUUUACCACUGGCUCACUGUCCUGUUCAUCAUCAUCGGCGCAUUGUUGCUCAUUAUGCUCUUCUGCAUAUGCUGCUGUCAGUGCUGCCCACAAAAGUGCUGCUGCUAUGUCCGCUGUCCCUGUUGUCCUCAGACCUGCUGUUGUCCUGAAAAAGCGGUAAUGCAGCACCGGAUGCUGAAAGAAGCUCAGAAAGCCAUGGGUCCCUGGAUGAACGGUCAGCCUAUUUACACAAACAUCAGCAAUGCCUCCUCCCAGGGUGUUCCCUUGCUCUAUUCUGUCCCAGCUUCCAUAUCAGACUACUCAACGAAACAAAACCUCUCUAUGACUCCCAUGCAUUUGGCACCAAUGGCCCCGCAGCAGCAGCACCACACUUCACAUCCACAAUACAUGGCGAACAGCAGCCUUCGAAGUAGCGUUCAAGGAGCCAACCCAAUGUUGGACUACCUGGAGAACCAGGUGAGAGGGCUUGAUGUGAGCCCUCCUCAAAUGGCACCACACAACGUUCGAAACAUGACGCCUUCGCAGCCCCGUCUGCAGCCUCAACCCUCUCCUCCAGCGGUGCCCUACGCCCCUGGUCCGCCCAGCAUGUUAUCAGCUCUGGACGAGAUGGGGGUGAGGGGGAUGGAGAGAAGGGUGAUCACUCUGCCUCCAAUCAUCCAGCGAGUCCCCAGCUUUUCCUCCCGCAGGGACACAGCUGGAGGAAAUGGGGCCAGGGGGUAUCCAAGAAUGUCCAGUCAGUCUAGUGGCAGCACCAACCGCUCAGGAGGGGGCCAACAGCGAGACAGACAUGGGUACAGAAGCAGGGACGACCCUCCUCCAAGAAGGGGGAUACUGCGUGAAUACAGUGACGAUUCAGACUGGGAUAACCAGGGAGGAAGAGCAACGCAUGGGGGGUCAAGGAACGAGAGGAGAGGGCGAGGGUCCAGGCCACGCACCCGAAGCCGUGACGACCUAAUGGAGGAGCUGCAUAGCAGAUCAGCAAGGAGAGAGAGGAGCUACUCUCCUCCUCGGCACCGCACAAGGUCCUGGAGCUCGGAUGAGGAGGUCAGCACCAGGAGGAAAGGACGCAAAGUGAAGGAUUGGCCAGAAAAACCUCCCAGCUACUACUCCAGUGAGGUCCAGCCUGGUCGCAGGAACUACGACCGUCUUUCUGUAAGAUCCUCACCUACUGCUGAUACAUACAAUGAACCAGCAGUGUGUUAAAACAUAACCCCUGUGUGCUGUAUUUUCUGAUCUGCCUUUAGUUUGUAGUCUCCAUGUGAGAGCUUUGGCUUUGAAAGGCAGGACGGGUUUUCCCGGAAAGCCAACAGUGUCAACAUUUAGAUCAGUUUAACACUCAGUUUAGUGGAGCGUUAAUAAAAUUCCCCUUCAGUUGUUAAAUAUACUCCAAAUAUACAGAUUACCUAAAACCCUGCAGAUUCGGUAUGAGCUGAUGAGUACUUCUUUUCUCUCAAGUAGGAGCAUCAAAGAUGUCGGGACAUAAAAAUAUUGACCAGCAUUCAUAAAUCUAUGAAUGUUGAACCAGAAAUGUGUGUACCUAAAUGUAGCGUUGCCACAUCUUGUGAAAUUUUUUCUGCAAAUGUCUGAAAACUUGGCCUUUAUAAAUGGCCUCUGCAGACUACAGAGCUAAAUAAUCAGACUUCUCACUAUACUAUUUCUAGGAAUGGCAAAGACUGCUUUACUCUUGAUUACGCUUUAGUAAAAUGACAGAAAAGCUGCAACACCAUCACAAUCCAGUUGGUGGUUUAUAAACGUUUUCGCCUUUCUUUGUACGGCUGUGAUAAAAGAAAGUUAGCAAAGCAUACAUGUGCAAGCUUCAUUGUGACUAUUCCACAGAUCUCUCACACUGCCCCCAAGUGGCAGCAGGUGGGUACAACACAUAUGUGCAAAGCUAAUGCUGUAAAUUUCUGCAGUCAUAGCUUUGAUUUCUUCUUCUUUGUUUUUUUUCUGUGUGGCUUUUUCCAUGUGGCGAUCAUAGUAGUUCUGUUUUAGACUCUAAUCUCUGCUUUUUCACCUUUUUCUCUCUUAGGAUAGAGGCUCCCAUAGCAGUACCAGCGUAGUCAUCUGAAACAUUUCUUAUUUUUUCCUCACUGUUUCCACAUCGGUGAAAUGAAGGCGUUUGAAGCUGCAGCUGUUUAACAAACUGAAGUAAACUGCUUUACAGGCAGUGUGUGUAAUAUGUGCAUAUUUGAACUGCACUUCCAUUGUGUGUAAUUACUGCUAUAUAAAGAAAACCAUGUUCAUUUCCAUUUAAAUUAGCUGGUUAUGUGAAUCUUUUAUGUAUUGUCUGUGUGUGCAUAUUUCUGUGGUGAAAGACAUUAUCUUAAGAAUGAUUUAAAUCUAUAGUUUUCACAAAUUUUUAAACAUGCAUGUAUGACUAUAACAGCGCCUUCACAUCAGACCUGAUUCCAAUUGGCAGUUCUAGACAUGGGCCAGUGGGUCUAUAGAACUGGUCCUGGACCCCCAUUAAGGCCCCUUUACUACUACAUAAUACAACAUUUAAUAAAAAUAAAUUAUAUGUCCUGGGAAAAAAACUGCUACGGAAAAGUCAGUUUAAUCUUUUUUUAUUUUAGUUUUAUUUGAUUUAAAAAAUUAAGUAGUUGCCUUUUUAGCUUCGAUAAUCCCUAUAAGAUCACUAGUUUUGUCUUCUAGAUAUGAAGUUUCCAGACUUGCAAAUGGCUGGUUUGCUUGAUAUAUUAAGUGAACCAAAGAACGUCUCACUUUUUUUGGUUCCAUUCUUUUAUUCUGUGCCCCCAUUUAAAAAUAAAAAAAAUGGCCCACCAUGGCCCCCCUGGUAAAUUUGUUCUCAAACCGCCACUGGUGAUUGCAGUGACAAAAUCUCCCCAUUUAGAUGCUGUGACUCUCCUGUCAUGUAGACAGCAGUUUGACAAACUCCACUCCAGCUGCUACACCCACAGCUGUAAAUUGAAGGAGCUUCUACCUCCUGCUCAGCAUGGAGGACCUGGCGUGACACUGCAAACAAAGGGAGCUGAUUGACAUUCCUUACUUCAGCCUAUGUCGGCAUUUAUUUUUUUUUCUAUCUUUAAUGUUAAUUGACAAAAUGUUUCGUUUCCAAUGUGCUCUUUCACUCUGUCAAAGCCUCAUCAGCACUGAUAGUUUGUCUCAAUGCAACAAGACACAGAAGUUCAGUUUCUCCAACUCCAGGAACUGUUGCUUCCCAUCCAUCAUAGGUGUUAUGUUCCUCCUGUCUCACUGUAAUUCCCAAAAUUGUGCCUGUUGCAUCUCUAGAAACCCUGCCUGUUGCAAUUCAAUGUUCAGUGCAAAUGCAAAACUCAGCAGCUGCAGUAGAAAGCAGAAGAAAAAAACCCUCUAAAAUACUGUAUAAAUGUGAUCUUACCUAAUCAUUUCUUUUGUAAUGGAUGAAGUGAUGUAUAAGAUAUGUUUUAAUAAAC
Molecule: messenger RNA, 4133 nt
Organism: Cyprinodon variegatus (sheepshead minnow)
Lineage: Eukaryota; Metazoa; Chordata; Actinopteri; Cyprinodontiformes; Cyprinodontidae
Product: immunoglobulin-like domain-containing receptor 1
Exons: 7
Coding region: 238-1923 (561 amino acids)
Cellular component (GO): plasma membrane
Molecular function (GO): high-density lipoprotein particle receptor activity
Source: RefSeq, a predicted model, not a curated record